GCAUGUUUCGAAAUUAAAUUAAAUCAAUUAAUAUGCCUUCGCGAAGGAAUGCUCAGUUCUAUCUGGAGUGCAGUCGACUGAGCAUAGUGCCUAACUGGCUUGCGGCUUCUCCAACACCGUCAGCGUCUACCUGUCGCUCUCAAUCCGCCAAUUUCCUAAUACUUUUAUCUCUCUACUCCACCAUCUUCGCCUGAUUCUCUCUCCUACUUUAAUCCGCUUUUUCUCGAGUUUUUUAAGCUUUUUUCCGUGUCACGCCGGGAGAACUUUCGCGUCUUACUAUAUUGCUACUGAUUCUACUCUUCACCAACUACUGUGGAACCCUAGAGGGAAUUUGCUUUGGGGUUUGUUGUUGCCUGUUGUUAGGGGUCAGAGUCCUCGUGGCUUCCGCCGGUUUUCUCCAGAUCUGGACGCCAUUGUAGAAUGGAUGACAUAUCAGUUCAAUCUGGAGAAGAUCCAGUUGAAAUGCCCCAGAAGACAGAAUUGCAUAAAUCAGCAGAGACUGUGAAGAGAACACCAAAAACUUUAAAACCUAAUUCCACUGCAGCUCGAAGGGAUUCAGGAGCAACUGGGACUACAAGAAAGAAAAUGGAAGCAAAGAACAGCUCAGAAUUGAGUACACCUGGAGCUAAAUCAGCUGCAAUCAAAUCUAGCUCUUCAAGGAGUACAAAUUCAGUUCCAUUGAGUAGGAGGAGCAGCACUGGAGGUUUGCCUGAGAAGCAGUCACUCUCAGUUACUAAGCGGCAAACUAGUGUUAGUUCAAUUGCAGACAAAAGAGCUAGCCCUCUGGCCUCAGAACCAUUGAGGCGGUCUCUUCCUGAAGUUCGGAGGAGUUCAUUGCCUGCUGUUGCUUCUAAAACAAUGGCACGUUCAAGCAUCUCAGAGACUAGAAUGUCAGCUCCCUCUGUACCUGUUGUUCAAACUUCAAGACCAUUGCCUACUUCCAAUGCAAAGAAACAAGAUUUGGGAAAGAAACCAUCUGUGAAACCAUCAUCAUCAUCAGUUUCUUCCUCAAAGAGACUUCCUUCUUCUUCAUCUGACAGCACUGCCAGCAGCUCAACCAAAAGGGUGCUGUCAAAGGUCUCUUCUUCAUCACCUCGGACACCUUCAGGUACCAAUGGACCAAAAGGUGGCACUUUCUCUUCAUCAAAGAACAGGAGUUCUGGUUUAUCCAGUCGUGGGAAAGUGGCAACUCCUGAAAGUCGGGACUCUCGUCUCAUAAUGCUUCCACAGGUGGAGAUCAAAGCUGGUGAUGAUGUGAGAUUGGAUCUUAGGGGUCACCGAAUUCGAAGUCUCACAACUAGUGGGUUGAACUUGUCACCUAAUUUGGAGUUUGUCUAUCUCAGAGACAAUCUCUUAUCCAUGCUGGAAGGUGUUGAAAUAUUGAAGAGGGUGAAGGUUCUUGAUUUGAGCUUUAAUGAUUUCAAAGGGCCUGGGUUUGAACCACUUGAAAAUUGCAAAGCCUUACAGCAACUCUAUCUUGCUGGCAAUCAAAUUACAUCACUAGUCAGCCUUCCUGAGCUUCCCAAUUUAGAGUUUCUUUCGGUUGCACAAAAUAAGUUGAAGUCUCUUUCAAUGGCCAGUCAGCCUAGACUACAGGUGUUAGCUGCAAGCAAAAAUAGAAUCUCAAGUUUGAAGGGUUUCCCGUACUUACCAGCCCUUGAGCAUCUGCGGGUGGAAGAGAAUCCUAUACUUGAAAUGCGGCAUCUGGAAGCAGCUUCUAUUUUGCUUGUUGGACCAACUUUGAAAAAAUUCAAUGAUCGAGAUCUUUCUCGAGAGGAGCUAGCAUAUGCAAAGCGUUAUCCUGCACAAACUGCCUUAUGCAUUAGAGGUGGUUGGGAGUUGUGCCGUCCUGAGCAUGCUCUUGAUUCAACUUUCCAAUUUCUUUUUGAGCAAUGGAAAGAUCAAUUUCCUCCUGGCUAUCUGCUCAAGGAAGCGUCUAUUGAUCAACCUUUUGAAGAAGAUGCUUGUUUCUGCCACUUCAGUUUCAUCACAGAUAAAACUGGGAGCAAUGAUUCGGACUUGAUCUUAAAGUACCAAUGGUUUAUAGGAGAGAGAACUCCCUCAAAUUUUCUUCCCAUCCCUGAUGCAACUGGAGAGGUUUACUGGCCAAAGCAUGAGGAUAUUGACAGGAUUCUAAAAGUGGAGUGUACCCCCAUCUUGGAAGGGACCAAGUACCCUAAAAUUUUUGCUAUAUCUUCACCAGUUUCACCUGGAACUGGAUGCCCAAAGGUUUUGAAGAUUGAUGUGCGGGGCGAAUUAGUAGAGGGAAAUGUUAUUAGGGGAUAUGCUGAAGUUGCAUGGUGUGGUGGAACUCCAGGAAAAGGUGUUGCUAGCUGGCUAAGGAGGAAAUGGAAUAGUAGUCCAGUAGUAAUUGUUGGUGCAGAAGAUGAGGAAUACCAGUUGACACUUGAUGACAUUGAUUCAUGUUUGGUUUUUAUGUAUACUCCUAUGACAGAAGAAGGUGCAAAAGGAGAACCUCAAUAUGCAAUCACAGAUUAUGUCAAACCAGCUCCUCCAUCGGUCAAUGACGUGCAGAUUAUUGGUGAUGCUGUUGAAGGAAGUACUAUCAAAGGUAUUGGAAAAUACUUUGGAGGAAGAGAAGGUCCCAGCAAGUUUGAGUGGUUGCGCGAGGACAAGAACAGUGGGGAGUGUUUAUUAGUGUCAACAGGUACAACUGACUACGCCUUAACCAAAGAAGAUGUUGGGUGGAAAUUGGCUUUUGUAUAUAUACCUGUCAAUUUUGAGGGCCAGGAGGGCAAGUCUGUAUCAACAUUGUCUCCAACAAUUAAGCAAGCUCCUCCAAGAGUAACAAAUGUGAUGAUAAUUGGUGACUUGAGGGAGGGAAGUAAGGUCACUGUUACUGGUAUGGUGACUGGAGGAACUGAAGGAGCUAGCAGAGUUCAAUGGUUUAAAACAGCAUCAUCAACAUUGGAGGGUGAAAACGGUCUUGAAGCAUUAAGCACAUCAAAAAUUGCGAAGGCAUUUCGCAUACCUUUAGGAGCUGUUGGCUGUUUUAUCGUUGCAAAAUUCACUCCCAUGACUCCAGAUGGUGAAUCUGGCGAACCGGCUUAUUCUAUAUCUGAAAAAGCGGUUGAAACUCUUCCCCCGAGCCUAAAUUUCUUAUCAAUUACUGGUGAUUACUCUGAAGGCGGAAUAUUGACAGCUUCAUAUGGUUACAUUGGAGGUCAUGAAGGAAAAAGUAUUUAUAAUUGGUUCCUUCAUGAGGUUGAAACUGACUCUGGCAAUCUAAUACCAGAGGCUUCAGGUCUUCUCCAAUAUCGGGUUACCAAAGAUGCCAUUGGUAAAUUUAUUUCCUUUUCAUGUACCCCAAUUCGUGAUGAUGGGAUUGUAGGUGAGCCAAGAACUUGCAUGGGGCAGGAACGCACUCGGCCUGGUAGCCCAAGAUUACUUUCUUUGCAAGUAGUUGGAACUGCUGUUGAAGGCUGUACGCUGACUGUUGAUAAAAAGUAUUGGGGUGGUGAAGAGGGAGACUCAAUUUUUCGUUGGUUCCGGACUAGUUCAGAUGGCACUCAGACUGAAAUUAAGGAUGCUACUACAUCAUCAUACAUACUCUCUGUUGAUGACAUUGGCUACUUUAUAUCGGUUUUAUGUGAGCCUAUAAGGAGUGAUUGGGCUCGUGGUCCAAUUGUGCUUUCUGAACAAAUUGGCCCAAUAAUACCUGGACCACCUACUUGCUGGUCGCUUGAAUUUCUUGGAUCAUUUGUGGAAGGAGAACGCUUGAGCUUCAUUGCUUCUUAUAGUGGAGGAGAAAAAGGAGAAUGCUUAUACGAAUGGUUUAGAGUGAAAAGUAAUGGAGUCAAAGAUAAACUAAAUGCUGGUGACUUCUUGGACUUGACCUUGGAAGAUGUGGGAAGAUGCGUGGAACUUGUGUACACACCUGUUCGCAAUGAUGGAAUGAAAGGGUGUGCUAAGAGUGUGGUCUCUUGCGUGGUUGCUCCUGCGGAUCCAGUGGGUAUGGAGCUUGUAAUUCCUGACUGCUGUCAGGACAGGACAGUGUUCCCUAAAAAAGUAUACUUCGGUGGAGAAGAAGGUAACGGGGAAUUUGUUUGGUAUAAGACUAAGAGCAAAUUGCAAGGGGCGGCUCUCAUGGACAUAACUAUUGAUUGUGAAGAUGUCUUUAUAUGUGGAAGAACACUAACAUACACACCAUCACUGGAAGAUGUUGGGGCUUAUUUGGCUUUGUAUUGGGUGCCAACUCGUGCAGAUGGGGAAUGUGGAAAGCCCUUAGUAUCAAUUUGUGAUUCUCCAGUUACCCCAGCUCUUCCUGUAGUUUCUAAUGUUCAUGUAAAGGAAUUGUCUUCGGGCACUUACUUUGGGGAAGGAGAAUAUUUUGGUGGUUAUGAAGGGCCAAGCUUGUUUAGCUGGUAUAAAGAAAGUAAUGAGGGAACUAUCAUUCUUAUUGAGGGAGCAAAUUCUAGAACUUACCAAGUUACAGAUUUAGAGUACAAUUGCCGUUUAUUAUUCGGAUACACACCAAUUCGUUCAGAUUCAGUUGUUGGAGAGCUCAAAUUAUCUGAGCCAACUGGCAUUAUUCUCCCUGAGCUUCCAGAGAUCGAGAUGCUUGCUCUUACUGGAAAGGCAGUUGAAGGAGAUGUACUCACUGCAGUUGAAGUAAUUCCAAAUAGUGAAAUUCAGCAACGUGUUUGGGGCAAAUACAAGAAAGAUGUUAAAUACCAAUGGUUUUGCUCAUCUGAAGCAGGAAAUGAUUUGUCCUUUGAGCCUUUAACUUCUCAGCGUUCGUGCUCCUUUAAGGUGCGACUAGAGGACAUUGGUCGGUGUCUGCGAUGUGAAUGCAUUGUGACUGAUGUGUUCGGAAGGUCAAGUUACCCGGCAUAUGCUGAAACUGAUCCCAUUUUACCAGGCAUUCCUCGAGUGGAUAAGUUGGAGAUUGAGGGUAGAGGCUUCCACACCAACUUAUAUGCUGUUCGUGGUAUUUAUAGUGGAGGAAAAGAGGGAAAAAGUAGAAUCCAAUGGCUUAGAUCAAUGGUUGGAAGUCCUGAUCUUAUCUCUAUUCCUGGGGAAACUGGGAGGAUGUAUGAAGCUAAUGUUGAUGAUGUGGGCUACAGGCUGGUGGCUGUAUAUACUCCUGUAAGAGAGGAUGGAGUUGAGGGUCAGCCUGUUUCUGCAUCAACCGAGCCUAUUGCAGUUGAACCUGAUAUUCUCAAAGAAGUGAAGCAGAAGCUUGACCUUGGAUCUGUGAAAUUUGAGGCAUUGUGUGACAAAGACAGAUCUUUGAAAAAGGUCCCUGGAAUUGGUAGUCUUGAGAGAAGACUUCUGGAGGUUAAUAGAAAGAGAAUCAAGGUUGUGAAGCCUGGUUCUAAGACUUCCUUUCCUACCACUGAAAUACGGGGAAGCUAUACUCCUCCAUUCCAUGUGGAGCUUUUCCGGAAUGAUCAGCACAGAAUUAGAAUUGUAGUGGACAGUGAGAGCGAAGUGGACAUUCUGGUGCAGACCCGGCAUCUGAGAGAUGUUAUUGUACUUGUGAUCCGAGGCCUUGCUCAGCGUUUCAACAGCACUUCCCUCAACUCUCUCCUCAAAAUAGAGAAUUAAACUUGGGUAAAUAUUUGUAAAUUGAAUCAAUAUCAAGUGUGUUUGAGCUGCAACUGAUAAUACUCUGGCUUUGACUGUUGAGCUACUAAUGAUGCCUCUUUCUGGCUUUCGUUUGCCCUCUCAUAUUGCUUCAUUUUGCUUGUAGGGCAUUCCUUUUAGUAGAAUAGCCAUGUAUAUUUACUUGUAAUUUACAAGAAACCUUGUGCAAAAUCAGAGUGUUCUUGAAUGUGGAAUUGCUCAAUGGUAUGGUACCUUAUCAGGACAA
Diospyros lotus (date-plum) is the source of this 5836-nucleotide messenger RNA. Its product is annotated as 187-kDa microtubule-associated protein AIR9. Gene Ontology annotation, molecular function: protein binding. Gene Ontology annotation, cellular component: plasmodesma; plasma membrane. The coding region runs from base 421 to 5571 and encodes 1716 amino acids. NCBI's taxonomy places the organism in Eukaryota, Viridiplantae, Streptophyta, Magnoliopsida, Ericales, Ebenaceae. The record is from RefSeq and is a predicted model, not a curated record. The transcript has 38 exons.